AUGAGUGAAGAGAAUGAUCCACUGAUGGCUGCCUUUGAGCAGGAGAAUAAUCAAACCGGGGAGAGAAAUACUGAUAGUAAUAAUAACGAUAGUAAUAAUAACAAUAAUAAUGAGAAUCAGGAACAAGCAAGAGAGCCUGAACCGGAACAACCAAGGCUAAGUCCUGAGGAAGAGGCACACAACAAGGCCUUAAAUGAGUUCAAGAAGAAAUUGAUGGAGCAUAGAAGGUUUGAAGAUCAGUUGAAACAGAGAAGACAAAACAUACGAGACUUGGAAAAGGCCUAUGACAGGACCGAAAAUGAUAUCAAGGCCUUACAAAGUAUUGGUCAGUUGAUUGGUGAAGUUAUGAAAGAACUUUCAGAGGAGAAAUACAUCGUCAAGGCAUCAUCAGGUCCUCGCUAUAUCGUUGGUGUAAGAAACUCUGUAGAGAGAUCCAAAUUGAAGAAAGGUGUUAGAGUGACACUUGACAUUACGACUUUAACCAUUAUGCGUGUAUUGCCUCGUGAAACUGAUCCCUUGGUUUACAACAUGACAAGUUUCGAUCAAGAUAAUAUCUCAUUUGACGGUAUUGGUGGUUUGACGGAUCAAAUUAGAGAAUUAAGAGAAGUCAUAGAAUUACCACUCAAGAAUCCAGAAAUUUUCCAAAGAGUUGGUAUCAAAUCACCCACAGGUGUUUUGCUGUAUGGUCCCCCUGGUACAGGUAAAACCCUUUUGGCCAAGGCCGUGGCGGCCACCAUCGGUGCCAACUUUAUCUUUUCACCUGCAUCAGGUAUUGUGGAUAAGUAUAUUGGUGAAUCUGCACGUAUCAUUAGAGAAAUGUUUGCAUAUGCCAAAGAACACGAACCUUGUAUUAUUUUCAUGGAUGAAAUCGAUGCCAUUGGUGGUCGUAGAUUCAGUGAAGGUACUUCUGCAGAUCGUGAAAUCCAACGUACAUUGAUGGAACUUCUAACACAAAUGGAUGGUUUCGAUAGUUUAGGUCAAACAAAGAUUAUCAUGGCUACUAACAGACCAGACACUUUAGAUCCUGCCCUAUUGAGACCAGGUAGACUGGAUAGAAAGAUUGAAAUUCCUCUACCUAAUGAAGCCGGUAGACUGGAAGUGUUUAAGAUCCAUACUACUAAUGUGAAGAAGGCAGGUGAAUUUGAUUUCGAAGCUGCUGUUAAGAUGAGUGAUGGAUUUAACGGUGCAGACAUUCGUAACUGUGUUACUGAAGCAGGUUUCUUCGCCAUUAGAGACGACCGUGAUCACAUUAUACCUGAAGAUAUGAUGAAAGCCGUUAGAAAAGUGGCUGAAUCGAAGAAAUUGGAAGGUACUGUGGAUUAUCAAAAGCUAUGA
Messenger RNA from Zygosaccharomyces rouxii, 1335 nucleotides. It is a transcript of the gene RPT4, whose product is annotated as proteasome regulatory particle base subunit RPT4. The record is from RefSeq and is a predicted model, not a curated record. Bases 1 to 1335 code for a protein of 444 amino acids. Gene Ontology annotation, biological process: positive regulation of RNA polymerase II transcription preinitiation complex assembly. The transcript has a single exon. NCBI's taxonomy places the organism in Eukaryota, Fungi, Ascomycota, Saccharomycetes, Saccharomycetales, Saccharomycetaceae. Gene Ontology annotation, molecular function: ATP binding; proteasome-activating activity; ATP hydrolysis activity. Gene Ontology annotation, cellular component: cytosolic proteasome complex; proteasome regulatory particle, base subcomplex.